Penaeus monodon (black tiger shrimp) is the source of this 3261-nucleotide messenger RNA. RefSeq names its product thrombospondin type-1 domain-containing protein 7B-like. NCBI's taxonomy places the organism in Eukaryota, Metazoa, Arthropoda, Malacostraca, Decapoda, Penaeidae. The record is from RefSeq and is a predicted model, not a curated record.
AACAAUAAUAUAAAAAAAUGAUGAUAAUAAUACUAAUGUUCUCCAUAUCCCUCCGUGAACACAGGUGUGAGGUUGGCUGCGAGAGAGACUGCGUCGUGGGUCCGUGGUCAGCGUGGGGCGUCUGCACCCCGACCGACUGCACUGCCUCCCCUCCUCCCGCUACGCCUGGCUUCCAGCGCCGCCGCCGGGAGAUCGUGGUGACCCCAAGCUCCGGAGGCGCCGAGUGCCCGCCGCUGGAGGAGCAGAGCGAGUGCCACGAGGCCCAGUGCCACCAGUGGGUGCUCGGGCCAUGGUCCUCGUGCGAGAUGGACAACCUGGCCCAUUCGUGCGGCCCGGGCCACCAGGCGAGGAAUGCCACUUGUCUCGACAGCGCCGGCGUGCCAGCGCCGACGGAGGAGUGCCGCGUGGAGCUGGGUCCGGCGCCGAGGGAGAGGGAGUGCCACGUGCCCUGCGCCUUCGACUGCGUGGUGGGGUCCUGGUCCGCGUGGUCGCCGUGCACACGCCCCUGCGCCAGCCAGCUCCAGGUCGGCUACACGCAGCGCAACACGUCUGUGGUGGCGCCUCCGGGUCCAGGAGGCCUUUCGUGCCCCGCCCCCGACGAGCUCACCCAAGUGGAGACGUGCCGCGUGGAGCCGUGCGGAGGGGCGGCGUGGGUGGCCGGGGACUGGCGCCCUUGCACGCUCCCCGCCCGCGCCUCCUGUGGGCCCGGGCGGCAGACACGCCCACUCCUCUGCCGCGACCACUUGAACAACACGCUCCCGGCCUACAGGUGCGGAGGUCUGACCCGCCCCAGCCUGGAGCGCGCCUGCGAGGUAUCCUGCGGCACGGCCUGCACGGUCACUUCCUGGAGCGAGUGGUCCCCGUGCCUCUCCCCCGACCCAUGCCCCAUGGAUGGAGUCCUCGUGUCCUCGGUGCAGCGGAGGUGGAGGCGUGUCCUGGUGGCCCCAAGCGACGGAGGUUCACCGUGCCCGCCCCUGGAUGAGGAGAGAGGCUGUGCCCACGCGCCCGUCACCUGCAGCGCCCACCACUGGAGAGCGGGUCCGUGGUCACGCUGUGCCCUGGCUGAUGACGUGGAGUGCGGCCUCGGCUUCAGAGUCAGGCGAGUGGAGUGUCUGGACGCUGUAGGGAACGUGGUCGAAGCAACGCACUGCCUGCUGGGGGAUAAGAUGGUGCCCGAGAGUAGUGCAGAGUGUGAAGUGUCCUGUACUACCCCUUGCGUGACCUCGAUGUGGACGCCGUGGACCUCCUGCCCCGUCCACCCGCCCUGUGGACACUUUUCCUCCAGGUCGAGGGAGCUCCUGGACGAGUCCGCCGACAACCCGCUAUGCCAGAGCCUCACCCUGGAGGAGAAGGAAGCAUGCCCGUGCCACAGCUUCUACACGAGGCACUCCGGCUCGUGGUCGUCCUGCCUGGUGGGCGCGGGUGGCGAGGACGACUCCAAAGGCACGGGCAGUGCGGGCGUGUCUCCUCUCCUGGGGGCGGACAGCGGCUGGUGCGGCGUCGGCAGGAGGCACCGCGCCCUCCUGUGUAACAGAGACGACGGGGUUCUGGCGCAUCCAAGCGCAUGCGGCCACGACGGGAUCGAGUCCGAGCCGUGCAUGGUGGAGUGCCCCUCCGACUGCCGCGUGGGGGCGUGGGGGGGGUGGAGUGCCUGCAACGCCUCGUGCGGAGCCGGGACUCAGACCAGGAGGAGGGAGGGCUGCCCCGGGAGGAGCCACCGCAGCCGCAGCCGCGAUGUGGUCCGUCGCCCCGUGGGCAACGUGGCCACCUGCCCGCAGCUGGUGGAGGAGGAGCCGUGCCUGAGGGGCGUGUCGUGCUGGCUCUACUCGUGGCACGUCGGGAACUGGACCUCGUGCGUGCCCCUGGGCCACUCCUCCUGCGGCGAGGGCGUCAGGAACCGGCCGGUGACUUGCAUUCGCUCCGGGGACAUGGCGGUGCCGGAGAGGUUCUGCCCGAGGGACACGCGCCCGACGCCGCAGGAGACGUGGUGUUACGUGGACUGCCCCAUCGACUGCGAGGUGACGCCCUGGACUCCGUGGGACGACUCCAAGUGCUCUUGUGGCGAGAACUCCGGCGAGAUGAUUCGUCACCGUUACCUGUCCGUCAACCCGAGCGAGUCAGGCCGCCCGUGCCCCGCCAACCUGCAGGAAUCACGCCCGUGCCCUGCUAUACCCUGCUACACGUGGGAGCGAGGCCCAUGGUCGCAGUGCAAGCUGGAGGCAAGUGGGCGGUCGGGAAAGAGGAAAAGUUUGGAUCCACGUACAGUGGGGCUGAUGCUUAUGUUCUCCUUCCUUCCUCCUCCUCCCCCUUCCUAUCUCCCCCUUCCUCGUGCGUUCCAGGGAGGCGAGUGCGGCCACGGCUACGUCGAGCGGAACGUGUCCUGCGUGGGUCCAGGAGGCCAGACGGUCGCCCCGCAGCUGUGCCUCGCGCUGGUCCACGUCGGGGGCCACACCUGGCCUUACCUGGCCCGGGCGCUCGAUCUCAAUACGAAGGACGGUUGCUAUGUUCCCUGCGAAGGAGACUGCGAACUGACGGAGUGGACUUCAUGGUCGCAUUGUCACCGAGAUUGCUACAGAGGCCACCAGGGCGGGACCCAAACCAGAUCCCGAGCAGUGCUGACCGAAGGAACUCCCCAGCGGGUGGACUCCAGGACCUCCUGCCCCGGCCCCCUGUGGGAGACCCGCCCCUGCCUCGCCGGCCCCUGCCUCAACUUCACGUGGGAGAUCCGCAACGGCACCGUGGAAUGCGUGCGAGGGGACGGCCUUGUUGUAACAGGAGGAUGUGAGGGAACGCCAAGGCCGUGUCUGCCAGAAUGCUCUGUCCCCGGGUCCGUCUGCUCAGGCCUCGGCGCGUGUGUCUGCCAGUCGGGGCUGAGACCGCGUUAUUCCGAGAAGCAAAGAUUUCGUCUGACUGCUUGCGUGCCUGUUCUCAACCUGACGUUCCCCCUGCCUCUCCCUCUCUCCGAAGCUAAAUACCUGCCAGAAGACAUAAAUGUGUGGAUGUUUGCCAUGGUGGGCGUCGGCAGCGCCUUCGUGGUUUUCGUUGCCAUAUCCAUGUACCUUCUGUGCCAAAGCCCCCGGGAACAGACCAGCACGCCCGUCACAUUGCGACGGCAAAAAACUCUUCGCCACCGCCCAGUAAUGCUUGGCCAGCCCCUACUCAUGUUCAUGAGAUAAUGUAGAGGCCAUUGCCCCUCAGAUCAGUCAACGCUUUUUAGGAAAAGGGAAAAAGGGGUUACAUUGAUCUAUUAAGAUUAUAUCA